UUUUAUAUUUGAGCAAGUGAUUUAUUAUUUUCAAAUAUUUUUUACUAUAUAUUUUAUAUGGAGUUUUAAUCGAAACAAGUGUUUGCAUCGAAAAAUGCAUCAAUUUUACAUCGACAUGUUAGAAGACAAGUUUGAUGUGGGUGGUUUAACUGCAUAAUAUAACCUUUUAAAUCGAAAUUAUUUCCGCAAAAUCUGUGAUGCCCGAGCAAAGUAACGACUACCGUGUGGUAGUUUUUGGAGCUGGUGGUGUAGGCAAGAGCUCCUUGGUGCUUAGAUUUGUUAAAGGCACCUUCAGGGAGAGUUACAUACCUACCAUCGAAGAUACAUAUCGACAAGUUAUUAGUUGCAACAAAAAUAUAUGUACUCUACAAAUAACAGACACAACAGGAUCACACCAAUUUCCAGCAAUGCAAAGGCUCUCUAUAAGCAAAGGACAUGCUUUUAUCCUUGUAUACUCAGUAUGCAGUCGGCAAAGUUUGGAGGAGUUAAAACCAAUUUUUGAAGUCAUAAAAGAACUGAAAGGACCAGACUUAAGUCAAAUUCCCAUUAUGUUAACUGGUAAUAAAUGUGAUGAAAGUGCAGAGCUGAGAGAGGUGUCAACGUCGGAGGGCCAAGCCCAAGCGGCCGAGUGGGGCAUCAGCUCCAUGGAAACCUCCGCCAAGACGAAUCACAAUGUAAAGCAAUUAUUUCAGGAACUGCUGAAUCUCGAGAAGUCUCGAAACGUAAGCCUUAACGUGGGCGGCAAGACCAACAGCCGCGUGGCCAAGGACAAAUGCGAGGUUAUCUGUGACACAAAAUUGACGUAUGGAGUCACUGCGAGACCAAGCGCCCUUUAGUUCCCAGAAAAAUGGCGCCCCCUUUAACCAAAGUGAACGAUCGAAAACAGAAAGAUGCAAAGGGUGAUAAAAACAAACGAAACGUUCGUUUAGAACAGCGUUGUCAGAGCUAGUACAAUUUAUUGUAAUAAUCUUAUUAGAUUUAUUAGAAUGUUUUAGAUUAAUAUCUAGUAAUUGCAUUUUUACGAUGACUACAAAUCAAAAUGAAUUAGGCAAUAAAAAAUAAAUUACUUUUUCUCUUAUAUACUUAAAAUCAUAAAUGAAAUUUAUUCUAUUAAUAAUAAUUAGUAAGUUCGUAGCAAAAAUAAACGUUCUUUAAGCCGGGAAAUUUGAAUUUUCUUACUCUCGGUUUUUACUGAUAUUCUAGUAGUAUCUGAUAUACAGUGUCGCUGAAAAAGUCCACAUAAUAUAGGAUUCUUUUUAUUUAUUUAGUUUUUGUUUUAAAAUAAAUUAACUAAAAAAUAAUUAAAUAUAAUAUAAAUAUUUACGCUCUUGCUGUCGGGUGUCUGUCAAAUUUGACAUUUAAAAAAAUAAAUGGCUAAAACACGGGUUUAUUGGUAGAAUGUUUCAUUUGAAACAGUUAUUUCUUUUUAAUUUUACACAAGUGUACUAAUUUUCAACCAUCUAGAUGAAAAUUAAAAUGAAUUCAGUAAUUUUUAACCAAUAUCUCUCUAAAACAAGUUCAAUAUGAUGCGGACUUUCACUGUGACACCUAUACAGAACUCUGGCAACGCUGGUUUAGAAGCAAUCGUCAUCAGAGAAGACGCGAGCGAGUUUCUUUGCUGUCCUUUAAAAGAUAAGUGCCCACUUGCGGACAAUAUUUAGACAUUUUUAUUCCGUUUGUUGUUUAGACUUCUUGUACAAUACGUAUAUAGUUGGGUAUUGCACCUACCAUGAUGAAACACUUUCCUGAGAGAUAAAUGCUAUUUAAACGUGAGAAGUCUCGGCACGCUAAUUCAACAAAGUCAUUUUUGCAGAAAUUGUACUACAUUUAUCUAUUAUCUAUGCUAUUAAAUAUUGUUUGAUUAUUUUAAGGCAGACUUCGUUAACAAAAAAUCAUUAUGAUAUUCUCAACUCAUGGUUUGGUUUGGUUUGGGUAGGAAAUUCACUGCUCUACAAAAAUGGUUUCUUAUGAUUAGUCGCUUAAAUUAACCGUUUAAAAGAUAUUCAUCGUCAAACUUUAA
Molecule: messenger RNA, 2020 nt
Organism: Sitophilus oryzae (rice weevil)
Lineage: Eukaryota; Metazoa; Arthropoda; Insecta; Coleoptera; Curculionidae
Product: GTP-binding protein Di-Ras2
Exons: 5
Coding region: 198-836 (212 amino acids)
Biological process (GO): signal transduction
Cellular component (GO): plasma membrane
Molecular function (GO): GDP binding; GTP binding; GTPase activity
Source: RefSeq, a predicted model, not a curated record